Molecule: messenger RNA, 1570 nt
Organism: Arabidopsis thaliana (thale cress)
Lineage: Eukaryota; Viridiplantae; Streptophyta; Magnoliopsida; Brassicales; Brassicaceae
Gene: MAPKKK16
Product: mitogen-activated protein kinase kinase kinase 16
Exons: 1
Coding region: 236-1570 (444 amino acids)
Biological process (GO): abscisic acid-activated signaling pathway; MAPK cascade; response to osmotic stress
Cellular component (GO): nucleus
Molecular function (GO): protein kinase activity; protein serine/threonine kinase activity; kinase activity
Source: RefSeq, marked reviewed
UUGGAGGAGAAGAAAUCAACAACUUAAGAAUAAAGAAUGUCGUAUCCGACUUCGAACCAAAGCCCCAUGCCAAAGUCACAUACACACACUUCUACAUACCCUAAACACACACACUCGAAUACAUAAACUCUUUUCUAUAUAUAAACUUCUUAUAAGCCAUUUGCUUAAACAACUCUCAAGUAAAAAAAAAAAAUCAACAAUCUCUAAACUCUUCUCUGUUUUCUGAUCUGUUCCAAUGGAGAUUAAUUGGACAAGAGGACCAAUCAUCGGUCGAGGCUCUACCGCCACUGUCUCUAUAGCAAUCUCAAGCUCCGGUGAGCUCUUCGCCGUCAAAUCUGCCGACUUAUCUUCUUCGUCCUUGUUGCAGAAAGAGCAAUCAAUCUUGUCUACAUUGAGCUCUCCUCACAUGGUCAAAUACAUAGGCACUGGUUUAACGCGCGAGAGCAACGGAUUGGUGUACAAUAUACUGAUGGAAUACGUUUCUGGUGGAAAUCUUCACGAUUUAAUCAAAAAUUCCGGCGGUAAGUUGCCGGAGCCGGAGAUAAGAUCAUACACUCGUCAGAUUCUUAACGGUUUGGUGUAUCUUCACGAGAGAGGGAUUGUUCACUGCGACUUGAAGAGCCAUAACGUUCUGGUUGAGGAAAAUGGCGUUUUGAAAAUCGCCGACAUGGGUUGUGCUAAAUCGGUUGACAAGUCGGAAUUUUCCGGUACACCGGCGUUUAUGGCCCCAGAAGUUGCUCGUGGUGAAGAACAGAGGUUUCCGGCUGAUGUGUGGGCUUUGGGAUGUACGAUGAUCGAGAUGAUGACUGGAUCAAGCCCUUGGCCGGAGUUAAACGACGUCGUUGCUGCAAUGUAUAAGAUUGGAUUUUCAGGCGAGUCGCCGGCGAUUCCCGCGUGGAUAUCGGAUAAAGCUAAAGACUUUCUGAAGAAUUGUUUAAAGGAAGAUCAAAAACAGAGAUGGACUGUGGAAGAAUUACUUAAACAUCCAUUUCUUGAUGACGACGAAGAAUCUCAGACAAGUGAUUGUUUGAAGAACAAGACUUCUUCUCCAAGCACUGUGUUGGAUCAACGAUUUUGGGAUUCAUGCGAAAGCUCCAAAAGUCACUUAGUUUCGAUUGAUCAUGAAGACCCUUUUGCUGAAUACUCGGAAUCUUUGGAUUCACCGGCUGAUCGGAUCGAGAAACUCGCCGGAGAUGAGUUUUCAAGCUUACUUGAUUGGGAUACGGAAGACGAUGGCGGAUGGAUUCAAGUGAGAGGCGAGAAACAUAAAGAAACCGAGAAACGCGACGGCGACGAAGACGUGAUUUGCGUUGAAGCAACGUCAUCGUCGCAAACGAUUGAAGAAGUUGAAGAUUGGAUUUCGAAUCAAGACAGCUUGUUCUCGGAAUAUUCCUCUGACGACAUCAUUAAUAAUUUCUACUCUAAUGUUGCUAUUCAAGGAAAUUUAAUUGCAUUUCAUUAUUGUACUGAUGAAGAUGAAAAUGUAUCCAUAAAGAAUAUGUUUCGUACUAAUAACAAACAUUUGUUUUUCAAAUUGCAAGCUCAUGUUAAAUUCACUAACCAAGUCUGA